Molecule: messenger RNA, 234 nt
Organism: Haemonchus placei
Lineage: Eukaryota; Metazoa; Nematoda; Chromadorea; Rhabditida; Trichostrongylidae
Source: the annotation of a GenBank genome assembly
AUGGUAGGAAGGAAUUAUAUCAAAAUUCCAAAAUCUCACGUUGGCCUCAGCAUGAUGGAAGGAGAUGUGGACUGCGAGAACUCAACGAGUCGGAAUAAGAAGACAUGUGCAGUUUAUGAGAUGAGAGCAGGCAUUUUCGCCACAACUUCUCUGUGUAAACUGCCUGGCUCUACGGCAGCACAGCUGAUGCUACGAAAACAUCUACGAGACAUUCUCAUCGGAUGGCUAAACUAA